Messenger RNA from Penicillium alfredii, 1482 nucleotides. Its product is annotated as putative RNA 3'-terminal phosphate cyclase. Gene Ontology annotation, cellular component: nucleus. The coding region runs from base 1 to 1482 and encodes 493 amino acids. The record is from RefSeq and is a predicted model, not a curated record. Gene Ontology annotation, biological process: RNA processing. NCBI's taxonomy places the organism in Eukaryota, Fungi, Ascomycota, Eurotiomycetes, Eurotiales, Aspergillaceae. The transcript has a single exon. Gene Ontology annotation, molecular function: RNA-3'-phosphate cyclase activity.
AUGGAAGAACAGUCUUCUACAUCCACUGGGUCGGGCUCACCACCCAAACCAUCCAAGCAGAUACGUCUAGAUGGAAGAACCCUCGAAGGAGGUGGGCAGUUGGUCCGCAUUGCCCUGGCAUUAUCCUCUCUGACCGGUCGCUCGGUGAUCAUCGACCACAUCCGCGGGAACCGAGAAGGGAAGAAGGGUUUGAGAGGUUCUCACGCAGCAGCAGUUCAGCUCUUAGCCGAUAUCAGUGGCAGCAUUGUCUCUGGUGGCGAUGUUGGAUCUCAGUCUCUGUGUUUCUUUUCUCCUCACGACGAUGUUUCUCCAUUAAUUUCCGCUUCACGCGCAAGCUUGAUUUCGCCAUCCAACUUGCGCGUCCAGUCCGAGUAUGACAUUCGUCUCCCAACGGCAGGAUCUAUUUUCUUGGUCUUCCAGGCCUUGUACCCCUACCUGCUGCAUGUCGGAUCGCAAGCAGCAACACCCUGUAUCAAGGCAACCAUCACGGGGGGAACUAACGUAUCAUACGCCCCAUCGUACGACUACGCCUCCCAGGUAAUGGCACCCAACUUUGCUCGGCUUGGUCUUCCCCGUCUCUCUGUACAACUGCAUAGUCGUGGCUGGUCAUCUGGAUCGACGAAUCUCGGGGCUGUGAGUUUCUUCGUUCACCCACUUGGCUCGUAUGAAGGCCAGGAUGGAGAGAUAGAAGAUAAAACAUUGGCCGAGGGUCAAAACGAUGAUACUUUACGCCCACGGGGCUGCUUUCCGCGGAUCAGCAUUAUGGACUAUGAGCGUGGGAAAAUGACUCGGAUCGAUAUCACUGUUCUUGCACCCGAUAACCCUUGUCUGGGUGCAUCUACAGUUCGCCAAUAUGCCGAACACGCCAUUCAACACACACUCCGCCAUGAGCUAAAGUCAUUGGACCCGUCGAUAUUUGAAACACACUCACCUCGCCAUCAUGACCCAUUGUCCGACACACUGGAAGGAGAUCUUCCAGUUCUUAUUCAUAUCCACACAUCAGAGCGCACAUACCAUCGCAGCCACCUCUAUUUUCUUAUUGUGGCACACACAUCAACAGGGUUUCGAAUUGGCCAUAACGCUCUGUUUGGUAGUUACGGUGGCGAUCAACCCAAGAGGGCGAAGCACCACAAAAAGAGGAAAGGGCCCAAGGACAAGUCUAGAAAUUCUCAGGACGAUGUGGCUGUGGUUCAGAACUUGGUUGAUCAAUGUGUGCAAGGGUUUAUCCAGGAAGUCACCAACCAAAACCCGGAUAUGCGUACAGAUCAAGCACCUGAUUCUGAAAUUGGGAAGAGGGCCUGUCUGGACAUGUACAUGAGGGAUCAAAUUGUCGUUUUUGAGGCACUGGGGCAACUUUGCGGAGAGAACAUGAAGAAGAAACCCGGGGAACAUGACUCGAAGAUGGAGGAUGAGCGAUAUUGGACAUUGCAUACAAAAACUGCGCAGUGGGUGUGCUCGCAGAUGCUAGAUGACCAAACAUAA